UUUUUCUCACUUCUUAGUAGUCCCUCGCUCUCAUUAUACCUUCCACCCACCUUCAACCAGAAGCAAACAAGCUCCAACCACAAAAUACACUAACUCACCAUAAAGCACCCCCAAAACCAAAACUCAAAAAGUGCCAAAACUUUGGGCACCAAAUUUAUCACUCCUUCUCUCUACCCUCUAGCUCACGGCACACAAACGAUAAAGUAAACCACGCAAACACCAUCUCUCUAUGCUCUAACCAUUUAGAAUCUUCACUUUCAUUUCAUUGCUUUAGAAUUAGCUUACAUUUUAUCCACUUCUCUCUCUCUUCCCCAUUCAUUUCAUUAAGUUAGAUUAGAUUUAGAUUGCAUUGCAUUACUAAGAAAAAAAAAAGUUAACUCGAUUGAUUAAGUAAAGUAUGUGUGGUAACAUCUGAUGUGGCCUUUCUUAAGCAUAGAAAAAAAAAAGAUUACAUUACAUUAGCCACUUCCACUUCUCUCUCCUUUAUGUCUUUAUGCCCAUAGCAUCAUCACCCCAACUAAAACACAGAGACACAAUGUCUCUCUUUCACACUCUCCCAAUCUUCUUAUGCAUAAUCUUCUUCACCAGCACCACUACUUCCACCACUCUCCCUCCUUCCUCUCCAUCAUUCCCAUCCGGUCUGUCGUACCACAUCGACUGUGGAAGUCCCACGAACUCCACCGACCAGUUCAACACGACGUGGCUCUCCGACCGCUACUUCAGCGGCGGCGCCACCGGAAUCGUGUCGGAGCCGCUGCGCUUCCGCCACGGGCACGAGAAGACCCUCCGUUUCUUCCCAAUCUCCUCCGGCAAGAAGAACUGCUACACCAUUCCGAAUCUUCCUCCCUCCCGCUACCUCCUCCGCACAUUCGUCGUCUACGACAACUACGACGGCCGGUCCCACCCUCCCUCCUUCGACGUCGCCAUCGCCGCCACCGUCGUCUUCUCCUGGCGCUCCCCGUGGCCCCAGUCCCUCGCCCGCGACGGCGCCUACGCUGACCUCUUCGCCACUAUCACCGCCUCCUCGGAAGCCCUAAUUUGCUUCUACAGCUUCGCCACUGAUCCUCCGGUAGUCUCCUCGAUUGAGCUCUUUGCCGCCGAUCCAGCCUCCUAUGACGCCGCCGCAAUCGGUAAAAACGACAGCGUCUUAGUCAACUAUGGUAGACUCUCCUGCGGCUCCAAGCAGUGGGGGCCGGGAUUCUCCAACGACUCCGACCGGUUCGGCCGGUCGUGGCAGUCCGAUUCGGACUUUCGAACCGGCCGGAGCAAGGUCCGCGCCAUGUCGACGCGGAGUCGCAUCAGCGGGACCGAACAGAAGCCGAAUUACUUCCCGGAGAAGCUGUACCAGACUGCGGCGACGGCGGAGGAGGGCGGUGGUGUUCUGGAGUACGAAUUGAGCGUGGACGCGAAGCUUGAUUACUUGGUGUGGCUUCAUUUUGCAGAAAUUGAAGAGAGGGUGAGAAGGGUGGGAGAAAGAGUGUUUGAUGUGUAUAUCAACGAUGAUAAUUUAACUAGGGUUGAUAUAUACAAGCAAGUUGGGGGUUUUGCUGCGUUUACAUGGCAUCACACUGUGAAGAAUUUGAGUAGCAGCGUGUUGAGUGUGAAGCUCGUGGGUGUGGUGGGUGCGCCUCUGAUUUGUGGGAUUGAGAAUUACGCUUUGGUGCCGAGUGAUCCUUCCACUGUUCCGGAACAAGUGGUUGCCAUGAAAGCAUUGAAAGAUUCGCUGCGGGUACCCGAAAGAAUGGGUUGGAAUGGUGAUCCUUGUGCUCCUACUAAUUGGGAUGCUUGGGAGGGAGUUACCUGCCGUACGAGUAAGAAUAAUACUGCUCUGGUGAUCAGUCAAAUUGAUUUGGGCAGUCAAGGCUUGAAAGGGUCCAUAAGUGAUCAAAUUAGUCUUUUGUCAGAUUUGGUAAGCCUGAAUUUGAGUUCUAAUUUGUUGGUGGGUGAAAUACCUUCUGGACUUGGUCAAAAAUCCUUGAUACACCUGGACUUGUCCAACAAUCAGUUAACAGGCCCCAUACCAGAUAGUAUGGCCUCUUCAAGUUUGCAGCUUGUGCUAUUGAAUGCUAACUUAUUGGAAGGACGAGUACCAGAGCAACUUUAUUCAAUUGGUGUGCAUGGUGGAGCUAUCGAUCUCUCUGGAAACAAAGGUUUGUGUGGUGUACCAUCUCUGCCAGAUUGUCCUAUGUUUUGGGAGAAUGGAAAACUAUCUACUCAGGGUAAAAUUGCAAUAGGCUUGUCCUGUCUCUUUGUUUUCUGUGUGAUACUGCUGCUGGUCUAUAUUUACAUUAGGAGAAGAAGGAAUGACUAUGACUUUGCUCUACCUCAUGAAUUAACAUCAUUAGCCACCAAGAGAAACCGGUAUCAAAGGCAGAAAUCCUUAAUGGUUCUUGAGAUGGAGAGUCAACACGCCAAGGGACUACCUUCACAUUUUACUACACAAUAACCAUUUUUCUUAAUGGAAAUGGAAUACUGAUUUUCAUAGUUUUUGGCCAAACAUACAACGACACAGCUUAUUGAAAGGGUUUGAAUGUGUUGCAGCAUCAAAUGAUGGAACAACACUGCAGCUUUUUUAGAAAAGAAAUGGCUUUUCUCGUACAACUUUCUUUGUCUCGUCAAGGUUUUUGGAAGCCACUUAUUGUACCAUGCAUGCUCCCCUCUGUGUCACAUUGUUUCUUGACCCACGAAAAAAAAGCAUAUACCCUGUUAUGUCAAUACUUAGCCGCAACUUUUGCUGAAUAUGUGAUAGGUACAACCCAUUAAUUUAUGAAAUUUGAGUCACAAAUUAGUGUACAUUUUUUCGUGGCACAGAGUCUGAUUGACACUAACAUUGUAGACCGAUCUAUGUAGCAAAAGACAAGUGAUUGAACUUUACUGUACAUUGUAUUUCGAGCAUCUUCUUUCUAUUCAGACUUGAGAGGUUUGUAACUUGAGCACCAAAAUAUUUUUGUAUAUCAAUUUUCUUUUAUGCUAUAUAAACCUUUAGUGACAAAUACCAAUAGUUUCGAAA
This is a messenger RNA of Glycine soja, 3010 nucleotides long. Its product is annotated as receptor-like protein 4. The transcript has 9 exons. Bases 494 to 2446 code for a protein of 650 amino acids. Lineage: Eukaryota; Viridiplantae; Streptophyta; Magnoliopsida; Fabales; Fabaceae. Gene Ontology annotation, molecular function: protein binding. The record is from RefSeq and is a predicted model, not a curated record.